Molecule: messenger RNA, 4357 nt
Organism: Ahaetulla prasina
Lineage: Eukaryota; Metazoa; Chordata; Lepidosauria; Squamata; Colubridae
Gene: SLC37A4
Product: solute carrier family 37 member 4
Exons: 11
Coding region: 2247-3602 (451 amino acids)
Biological process (GO): glucose-6-phosphate transport; phosphate ion transmembrane transport
Cellular component (GO): endoplasmic reticulum membrane
Molecular function (GO): glucose 6-phosphate:phosphate antiporter activity
Source: RefSeq, a predicted model, not a curated record
UCGUAACAGGAAGCAGCGUUUGGGUAGCUGGGAGUGACGUUCACCUCGGCCAAUGGGAGGCGGGAUGGCGCUCGGGCGGGGCGUCUCCGGCCCGGCGAGGGAGCGCGACCGUCUUCCGGCGGGGGGGAAAAAGCGGUUUAUGACCGUUUUUCACGCAACUAUGGCAGCAUCCCUGUGUGGUCAAAACUGAAGACAGUUGGACACCGACUCCCAUUUCUGACUGUUGCAAUGUCCAAGGAUCACCCUUCCCACAAGCAAAGUCAACGGGGAAGCCAGAUUCAUUUAACAACCAAGUUACUAAUUUUAACAACUGCAGUGAUUUGCUUAAUAACGGUGGCAAGAAAGAUCGUAAAUGCGACCAAAACUCACUUAACAAAUGGCUCAUCUAGCGACAUAAAUUUUGGGCUCAAUUGUGGUCAUAAGUCGAGGACUACCUGUAAAAGGUACCAAAAAAUUGAGGUUCAAGGUAUCUGGAGCAGUUCUUUUUCUGAAAUUCUUGUGUUGCGGCCAAUUCAGAAUUUGCAGGAUGGAUACUGAAGCAGAAUGACAUUAAAGAAGAUGCCAGAACUGAAAUAAAAUGAAAUGUUUAUUAAAAUUGUCCCCAUUGAAGCACCAGGAACCCUUCUCCAAUCUUUCAUGGUGAGCCUAAGUGAUGGGGGUGGCCUGUCUCCAAAGAGCCUGCUUGGUGUAAUGGUUAAGGUCCUGCCCUAGAAAGCAGAAAAUUGAGUUCUAGUCUCGCUUUAGGCAUGAAAGCCAGCUGGGUGACUUUGGGCUAGUUGUCCGUCUCUCAGCCCAACCCGCCUCAAAGGGUUAUUGUCAUCUUAGGAGGAAGGAGCAUUAUGUAUAUUUACUGCCUUGAGUUGCUUACAAAGCAAUAAAGUGUUAAAAUCUAAUAAAUGUCACCUUGCAAAGAGGUGGCUUUUGUUGGGCAACUUAUAUAGAUAGACCUAUAAUCUCUGUCCCCCUCUAUCCGGAGUUGCCUUGUUAGACAUCAGCAAGGGAAAGCUGCAUAUUAAUGAGGAUUGAGUGUCCAGCAAGUAUUAAGUGCCUUUUACAGCAAGGAGGGAAAUAAUUAACCGAACGGGUUAGAGCAGAAAAUGUGUUACAUUUUGCAAGGGUAACUCUGAAGAGCUAGCAGCCUCUUCCAGGGGUUAAUUUAAAAAAACCUGGGCCAUUCAGAAGAAGUGGCAUAAGAAGGCAACAGGGAGAGAAAUGUUAGUCCUUCCAAGGCUGCUUCCAUAACUUGCCCGGAGCUAUAUUAGUGGAAAGGCUGAUAGACAAAGUUUGUCUUGAGGGUUUAUUUUUGUAGCUUGAGGCAAGGUGAUUGAGGCAAGGAGGAAACGGGGCAGGUGAGUUCUCCUCUGAAGGAGAGCCCCUUCCCUGCCUUAAAAGCAUUUCUACUGAAGGAGGCGUGGCCACCGUCAAGACGAGACAGACGCCAACCCCGGGAGCUCCAGGGGGAGCGCCAAAAAUCCCAUCAUCAUGGGGGUCCAUAAUGGACCAUAGCUGUCCUGCAGGGACAGCAAAGAAAGAAGGAACCGCCGGAGAGAACAGGGAAGUUGCAAAUUCCCUGCAGCACCGGCCUUUUAUCCUUAGACCCAGCAAUGAGGAUCGCAGCCAUUACAAGCUGCCAAAGUCGGGACGGCCACAUAAGUUCGUGCAGGAGGUUGAAGCGGUGAAUUGGACAAAUAUAGAAGCCAGCUUGCAGAAGAAGAUCUUUGAGCUCAGUGGGGCCUCCUGAGAUCUGAAGGAAGCAGGCGAGAGAGCCAGUCCUGACGCAGGAGGUUGCUUGUUCCAGGAAGACCUUGAUCCACUCUGUUUGGUCUUGCAUUAUUUGAGUUCAGAGGUCAGAACAAGGGAGUGGAAAAAAAACCCUCACUGAUCUUUACAUACUGGACACGAACUCUGUUUAUUACAGGCUGGCUCUGCAGGGGUUCCAUUGUCAAUGGGUGCAUUUAUACUGAACUCUGUAUCCAGCCUGGUCCUCUAGUUAAUCAUUCUCCAGAAAGCAGCCAUGAGCGCAGUUGAGAUCAAGCCAGAACUUCAACAAAGCCUCUGCCCGGCAGAGACGCAGACAGACAGUCAGGCAGCUGCUGGCUCCCUCUUUUGAACCCUUGGCUGCCACCCUUCCUCUCCCCUUGGUCAGCAACUCUGCUGCGCCUGCAGUUUGGACUCUUAAAAGCGGAACAGCCUACUACUUCCCUCCAUUCUUUUCUUAACCCGUGGAAGCACAAGCCCAUCCAACAAUGGCGGGAAAGAAUUAUAACUAUCACCGGUUUGUCAUAUUCACUGCUAUGUACGCUGGGUACACCUUGUACUAUUUCAACAGAAAAACCUUCUCCUUCGUGAUGCCUUCAAUCAUGGAAGAAGUACGAUUGGACAAAGAUGAUUUGGGUCUCAUCACCAGCAGCCAAUCUGCCGCUUACGCCAUUAGCAAGUUCGUGAGUGGUGUCCUCUCAGACCGACUGAGUGCCCGCUGGCUCUUCUCUUCCGGCCUCCUCCUGGUGGGAUUGGUCAACGUGCUGUUUUCUUGGAGUUCUACCGUUGCCCUGUUUGCAGGACUCUGGUUCUUCAACGGGCUGGCCCAAGGCCUGGGCUGGCCCCCCUGUGGCAAAGUGCUGCGCAAGUGGUUUGAACCUUCCCAGUUUGGGACUUGGUGGGCCAUCCUCUCCACCAGCAUGAAUCUGGCCGGAGGGAUCGGACCCAUUGUGGCAGCGUUGAUGGCACUGAGUUAUGCCUGGCGCACCACCCUGGCCUUCUCUGGUUCACUGUGUGUGGUUGCCUCCUUGGUGUGCCUGCUCCUGAUUAAGAAUGAGCCUUCAGAUGUAGGACUGCCCAACCUUGACUCUAAGCCCAAGAAAGGGAAACAAGACUCCUCGAAGGAUGACAGCACCUUGGCUGAGCUGCUGUGUUCUCCCUACCUCUGGGUCCUUUCUUCUGGCUACCUGGUGGUGUUUGGUGUGAAGACGUGUUGUACUGACUGGGGACAGCUAUUUCUCAUUCAGGAGAGAGGACAGUCUGCCCUUGUGGGCAGUUCCUAUAUGAGCGCUUUGGAAAUUGGGGGCCUCGUGGGCAGCAUUGCUGCUGGUUACCUUUCGGACCGUGCAGUGGCCAAGGUGGGUCUCUCAGUCUACGGAAACCCUCGGCAUCCCCUACUACUCCUGAUGAUGGCCGGCAUGGCUGCCUCGUUGUUCCUUUUUCGAGUCACUGUAACUGACAGCUCCCCCAAGGGAAAUUAUUCUUGGAAUCAAUUCCUUUAUCCUCUGGCUGAUCUUGUGGGCCUUACAGAACAUGAGCUCUGGAUCCUGCUCUUAGGAGCCAUCUUUGGAUUUUGCUCUUAUGGACCGAUUGCACUGUUUGGCGUCAUAGCCAAUGAGAGCGCGCCAUCCAACCUGUGUGGCACAUCUCAUGCCAUUGUUGCCCUAAUGGCUAACGUGGGAGGCUUCCUGGCUGGUCUGCCUUUCAGCACAAUUGCCAAACACUACAGCUGGGGAACAGCCUUCUGGAUAGUGGAGCUGAUCUGCAUAGCCAGUACUGUGGCCUUUUUCCUUCUGAGAAAUAUCUGCACCAAGAUGGGUCGUGUGCCAAAGAAAGUGGACUGAAAGGCCGCACGACUUGGCUGCAAAGGAGCCUCCUUCAUCCACAGCCAGGACUUCAGAAAGGAAAAAGGUAGACUGCUCUAAGCAGGUUUACUGCCUGCCUUUACAAAGUGGUGGCAAAAUCUCACCUGGUUGUUGCUGCUAGUUCUCAUCCUUCAAAACCUAAUGGAGGCCCUUAGUUGGAACUCAGGAGCAAACAUUUGCCUGUCACAGCCUCUGCUGGAUUCACUGGCAGCGCCCAGCAGUGGGGACAUAGCAGCUGAAUAGAAGUGUCACUUUGAGAAAUUGCUUCACACACACACACACACACACACACCCUUUUGGUAUGUGUUCUCAUUUCCUACGUUAGAUUUUCAACUGACAUUUUCCAAAUCUUCUCACAAAUUACACUCAGGUAUAACCAAACAGGAAAAAAGUUAGAAAAAAAGGGAGCCAUACGCUUACUCUGUUUAGGUUCAGUCGAUAGCAGGUAAGUUUAGAAGUGGACUAAAAACUACUUUUAGAAUUUGAGAAAGAGUAACCCUCAGAUCAAACUUUGUUGACUGUAUCACAAGUAUCAGUAUAAACUGAGGGGUUCAAUGUAAUAGAAGAAAAGUAGUGUUAAACUGUGAGGGUUGGAACUGCCUAACAGUUCUGCAGCCAUGAAGAUUUCCAGAUGUAAUUAAAUGCCUUUAGGAAUAAAUCUUGCUAUAUUUACUAUAAUAGCUUCUAAACUAUAACUGUUAUAUGGAAUGUCAACAAAAAUAAAGAAUUGUCCA